Messenger RNA from Sclerotinia trifoliorum, 3512 nucleotides. Lineage: Eukaryota; Fungi; Ascomycota; Leotiomycetes; Helotiales; Sclerotiniaceae. The record is from the annotation of a GenBank genome assembly.
UUUAAAUUUCUUAUGAAUCGUGUCAUUUCUUUCGUUUCUCCAUCUUUUCAUUUCUUCAUCCCUUCAUCUACCUAGUACGGAGUCGUAGUUCUGUCCAUAAUUUAUUCCCCCAUUUUAAAGUUGGGUGGAGAAUUACCUAGUGGUGGUAGUAGUUCAGUAGAUCUUUCAAGACUUCUCUCCUCACUCAUCAUUCAUCUCUCUCCUCACUCAUCAUUCGUCUCUCUCUUCACUCCGCUUCAACUCCGCUCCGUACAAUACUACAAUCCCAAUCACACUCCACAAUCGAAUAAAAAUCCAAACACCAAAACAUAUAUUCACAAUCAUCAAGAAGAAAAAAAAGAUAUUCCAAUCCUCCCUCUAUCUUAUCAUCACCCGUUUAUUUUCUUUCUCCAAAGGUACUCGGUACCAAUUACGCUCGUUCUUGACACUUUUCCACCCUUGAAGAUUUAAUUUAAACUUCUUAUCUUUACACAAUCUCAUAUUACGCUUUUUAUGCCAUCUUGAAAGGAAGAACAGGGCGAUACGACCACUCGGCGGACAGAACAUCUUGGCCAAAAGAGUGGAAGAAGGGGGAAGAAGGAAGAGGGAGCUGUGAUCAACAUAUUGUUCUAUCCUACCAACAGAGGAAAAAGAAGAAACUCUAAUAAACGCGCCAUAAUCAAAUCACUUCUUCAUUCAUAAAAUUAUUUACCCUUCGAGAUCAAACAAUCCCCAUUUGGCGCCACCAUCGUCCAAAGAUUUGACCCGACCUCACAACAAGACUUCAAGGCUGAGAGGGGACGGACUCAACACCUUUACCUACUACCUACACUUUUUAAUGAUUUAUUGGACACGAUAAUACAGAAUUAAUAUGGCUACGGAUUCUUCAAUGAGAAUGGGGACUUGGUUACUCUUCUUUCUAGCUAUUUCGAUAACGGAUGCGUUCUACAUACCAGGUAUGUGUCUGCCAAUCUGGCAUUUCUUCCUCUUCUCUUUUCCACUCGAGGUUCCGGAUAAUGAUCUAACUGUCAUCUCAUCUAUAUAGGUUGGUCAAUUAGAAGCUAUAAAGAUAACGAAGCAAUCCCUUUACUGGUCAACAAAGUUUAUUCCGACAAUACACAAUUACAAUAUGCCUACUACGAUCUUCCAUUCGUCUGCCCUCCUACCGGUGUCCGACAUGCCGGAUCUUCUCUACUCAGCGGUCAAAGUAUAUCAUUGAACCUUGGAGAGAUUCUUCGAGGAGAUCGGAUCACACAAUCGGAUAUCGAAUUGGUAAUGGGAAAAGAUCAAGAAUGUAAUUUCCUCUGUUCUAGGACUGUUAGUCGAAGAGAUCUAAAGCGCGCAAAGGAAUUGGUUAAGGAUGGAUAUGUUGUGGAAUGGAUUGUGGAUAAUUUACCCGGAGCAACGAGUUUUGUUACCGUGGAUAAGAGUAAGAAGUAUUAUGCUGCCGGUUUCAAGUUGGGAUACAAGGAUUUCUCUCCAACUGGCAAAUCGAGAUAUUUCAUCAACAACCAUCUUACCAUCGUUCUGCGAUAUCGAAAAGCUCCAGGGAAGGAUGGGGAAAGAGGUGGAAAAGUUAUCGUUGGGUUCGAAGUUUACACCAAGAGUGUUGGAAUCGAUAAAAGAGUCGAAUCUGGAUGUCCUGCCGAUUUGAAUGAUGUUGAUAUACCUUUUGAAUUAUAUCUCGCCCCCAACCAUACCGAUUCUUCAUCUGCCCUCGCAUAUCCACAUUCAUCAUAUCACCCACCGGAAAGAGAAACAGAUUUGGAUGAUGGAGCUACAAUGGAAAUUCCAUACACAUAUUCUGUUUAUUUCCGGGAAGAUGAAAAGGUCGAAUGGAGAAAUCGAUGGGACCUAUACUUCGUGAACCAAGAAGAGGGUUCAAGAAUUCAUUGGCUGGCUAUCGUCAAUUCUUUAAUCAUUUCCGGACUUCUUAGUGGUAUUGUCGCUAUGAUCUUAGCCAGAACGGUUCGAGGAGAUAUCAAAGCAUACAGCAAGGAUGUUUCAGGAGAAGAUGGAAAAGCGAAACAAAAGAGAAGAUCUAGACCUGGUAGUGGAGCAAGAUCACCAAAAACUGGAGAGAAAAUUGGACUUGGCUUAUUGGAUCAGGUUGAUACUGAGAAUGAUGCUGAUGUUUCUUCCGAUGACGAACAAUUGGAAGAUAUUACGGGAUGGAAAUUACUUCACGGAGAUGUUUUCCGUCCACCUCCUUAUGGAUAUAUCCUAGCUCCUUUGGUUGGAUCCGGGAUGCAACUCGUCUUCAUGGCAUUCGGACUACUUUCCCUCAGUAGCUUAGGUAUCCUAAACCCGAGUUUCCGAGGCGGCUUUAUCAGUGUCGGAAUUGGCCUUUUCAUCUUCGCAGGAGUUUUCUCUGGUUACUUCAGCGCACGUGUCUACAAAACAUUUGGAGGUCUCAAUUGGCGCAAGAAUACUCUAAUUACAGCCACGCUCUUUCCCGGUCUUCUCUUCUCCUUAAUUUUCAUCCUCAAUCUUUUCGUCUGGGCUCAAGCAUCCAGUACCGCCCUUCCAUUCGGUACUCUCAUCGCCCUCGUAUUUCUUUGGCUCUGCAUUCAACUACCUCUCGUCUAUGCCGGUUCAUACUAUGGUUAUAACCGUUCCGGUGCCUGGGAAUCUCCCACAAAAACCUCCAUUAUCCCACGUCAAGUCCCGAUCCAAUCAUGGUACACCCGUUCAACCUCAUCCAUCCUCCUAGCAGGCCUCAUACCUUUUGCAGUAAUUUUCAUCGAACUUCUCUUCGUUUUCCAAUCCCUCUGGCAAGAUAAGAGCGGCUAUUACUACGUCUUUGGUUUCCUCUCCCUCAUCACCCUUCUCCUAAUAAUCACAAUCGCAGAAGUCACAAUCGUAACCAUCUACAUUAAACUAUGCGCCGAAGAUUAUAAUUGGUGGUGGCAUUCCUUUCUAGUAGGAGGAGGAUCCGCAGUUUGGGUCAUGAUGUAUUGUGUAUGGUUUUAUAUGCGAAGAUUACAUAUUGAGGGGUUUGUGAGUGGAGUGUUGUUUUUUAGUUAUUGUGGGGUUGUGGCUGUAACUUAUGGGUUAGCGACGGGGACGGUGGGAUUUUUGACUUGUUUUUGGUUUGUUAGGAGGGUUUAUGGGUUAGUUUUUUCCCUUGCUGUAAUUUUUGCCUUAUCCUCGCCUCCCCUUUCCUAUGUGACUCUUGAGUAUUGGGAUGGUAUUGGCUGGAAUUUGAAGUAGAAGCUAAUGAGCAUACAGUGCGAUCAAAGCAGAUUAAUUAACCACGAAUGGACGAACGAACGUAAAGAUACGAAUACUAUCAUCUCAUUACUUGGGCGUUUGGUUUAUUCAACUUGGGAUGGCAUGAAUUUGGAAGCGAAAGAAUAGGAAUAGGAAUAGGAGUUGAGUGUUUUAAGUAACAAUGAAUGAAGUAAAGAAGCGAGGAAAGAAUGAGCGAUGGGAAUUACUAUCAAAGACUUAUCUGUACGUACGUAUGUGUCAAUGAAUGAAGAGUGGGGAGUAGGUACGAGUACAAGUCCAAGCCAGUCACUAAAUAGCGA